Trypanosoma brucei brucei TREU927 is the source of this 4386-nucleotide messenger RNA. RefSeq lists its product as hypothetical. The coding region runs from base 1 to 4386 and encodes 1461 amino acids. The record is from RefSeq and is a predicted model, not a curated record. NCBI's taxonomy places the organism in Eukaryota, Euglenozoa, Kinetoplastea, Trypanosomatida, Trypanosomatidae. The transcript has a single exon.
AUGAAGCGGGAAAAGCGACAAAAGGGAAAGGGGACUCAGUCCAAAGCGGAAGAAAAGCAACCGGAGGAGCGACCUCUCUUUGAGUUUUGGUGGACUCAUCGAACCCUGACAGUCGAACUAAAAAGUGCACUCUCAAACCCAUAUGUAGAGGGUGUGAUUCAGUCUUGUAAAGAUGAAGUGAAAGCAAGGGCACGGGUUGUUGUGGAUACGACAACAUCCCCACGUGCCAAGCGGAAUGCUGAGGGGUGGAAAUCAACAAUGACAUUGGCAUGGCACAAAAAACUUGUGGAGGCACGCAAUCAACUACUGUCUGCCUUCACUGAAGCACAGGGGAAGUGUGAGAAGGAUAAGGUUGAAGGGAGUCCGGAAAAGCAGGCUUCCGUAGUCGCUGUGAGUAGGAGAGAAACAAUUGCCCUUCAUCAAAAGGCCCUCCAUAUCGUGCUUGACGUUAUUUUUCUUGAGUGGAAGACACACUUCGAUGCCGCUGGCGGCGGAGAUGAAACAGCAAACCGGUUCAGUGCCCUCGUGGACUGCCUUCUUGAAGGAAUUGCCUUCACGCACGUUAACCAUUGGAUUUGUGCCUCUUCUUCAGGUGAGGACACCUUGAGUCAAGAUGACUUGCUUGGAGCUCUCGGUCACUAUCUCCAAAAUCAUUUAAAAAUAACUUUUGUUGAACAGAUACAAUUGUUACCGAAGUUCGUACAGCGAAUGUGGGAGCUGUUUCAUGUGGAGCUUUUGGAAUUGGAAGAGACGAUGCUGCGGUCGUGCGGGACACACGCAGUAUCGGGAGCCGAGGGAGAAACCGGUGAUGCUGUGAAGGACUUCGAGGUGCGCUCCCUCGUUUCCAACGUGACCAAAGUGCUCAGGAAGUUGUAUGUUGAGACUUCCGCCAGGAAAUCUACAAAAGAUCUUAACAACAACGAGGGCAACGGUUAUGUUGUUGUCGCAACCUCUUCAAUGGCCGGUGCCAUGGUGCAAUCCCUUGGGAGGUGGCUUCCCGUGUGCGGAGAUUUUCUCCAUUCCAUGCUUACGUGCUUUAACGCCCUCAAGAGUGAAGGUUCUGCUGGUGGUGAUUCUCACGGGGUCAGCGCACAUAAAUGUAUCGAUGGGGAUAAGGACAGCAAGGGCACCGAGUGUCCCAAAACUGAGGGUAUGCUCCCUGCAGCAGAAGCCCGUGGUUUGCUCAGAGGUUUACAGCAGGAAGUUCAACGAGUGUUUGUUCUUCUUGAACAGCUUGACGAGUUUACACCGUGGCCCGUGUUACUUGCAGACAUUGCGUCCCGCACAUUUCAUGCCGCACGAGAACGGGUGCAACCCACCGACAGCGAAGAAUGUAGGGAUAACGCGAACAUUACGAAGGGUUUUAGGGAGCAUACCGCUAUGAGAGCGUUUCUCUCGUGGCAUAGCAGAGCAGUCGCGACGCCUCUGCUGUCAUCAUCGAAUGCCAUGGUAAGCAGAGGGACACCGUUAACCCUUGUUGAAGCAUGUAGCAAGGCACUAAAUGGCAUCAUUUCCUCUGCUCUUGAUAAGACAAGUGUGCCAAGCGAUAUACACAAGAGAGCGUUGCGUGUACUUCUUGUUCACAGGCCUCUUGCGACAUUGCAGCAUCUGAUUAAGUCAUUGUGUGCGACAGGGGCUGAAGCGGAUAGGUGUGACUUUGAGGCCAUCAUUACCGAUCGGGGCAUGUCUAGUGCAUCACGUUCUACAGCGUUUAGUGAGGCAACCCUCGAUGCGGAUGAUGUGGCCUUCAUGUUUUUCCCUAAAUUCUUUGCUGUCGCCAACUUCAUUGAAAGCUCUUUGGCAAGUUUGUGCGAAGAUGUGAAGUCGGUUCUGAACUCCACAGCGGCUGGAAAAGAUAGCUGUGUCGCUGAUCAUACCGUCAAUACUUCGCAAUUUGUUGAAAGACUUUUUGCAGCCGCCCUCGAGGAAUCCAUAAUUACAAGUGGAACUGGAAGCUGUAGUGUAGCUGUGAGCGAGUGGCUCAUGUUCUUAGGGUUUGUGGCAAGUGACUCACCACUCUUUGAAAAAACGACGAUUCAGCAUGUUCGACUGGCUGCUCGCCGUUUCUUUGCGCCUGGUCUGCCCAUGAUGUCGUGUCUUCAUCGUCUCAUAAGGCAGCGACACCAGUACGGGCUCGUCGCCUUCUUUCUUCCUCCGCUAAGGGCUAUUGGAGUGGAUCACAGUACUGCAAAAGACGCUGAGCACGUGGCUUGUGCCCUGCGGUACCCGCGCUGUGCUGAGGUCGCGUAUCUGGAGGAGUUGCCGCGUGGAUACUAUAGCCGUCAACCGCAGCGGCUCGCUUUAAAUGCGAAAAACGAUGCCCUGCAGUUCUUCCACAACAUUCUUAUGACCCCGGGAUCAGUAAAGAAAGAGAGGGAUGGUGAUGACAAAAUGUCAAAAAGCGGAGGAGAGAAGGAGAAGGAGGCUGAUGUGGUCCGGCGGCUCUUCGUUGAAAUUGUUGCACACAUUGGAGAGUUGGUGAUGGCGCGGUUGCGAGGUGUAGGCGAAGCGCGUCUUCUUGGGCCAACUGGUGCGGGGUGUGUUGUCGUCGAUGCGAUGACAGCUUUUUUCAUGGGUGUGAUGCGUCUAUGCAAUACAGUAACCUACUGGGAUGUGUCAAGACGUCAGCAAGUACAAAAAGCCAUCGUGGAAAAACUACUCUCUAGGGCUAAUGUGGCUCGGGAAGGACCAGUUUUGCCACGGCUCGCACUAGCAGUCCUCUUACAGGGCAACGUGGCGUACGAUGAGGAAGUUAAGCCACAUAUUCCUCAUGCUUGGUGUGAUUACUUGUGCAGUAUGGAGUUAGAGGAUAUUGACUCACGUGCGAACGUGUGUGCAAUGAAUUUAUUGAGGUUGUGCAACCGAAAUUAUAUGAAGAGUAUUCCAACGAAAACGCUUUUAGCAUGCCGCGCCAUGCUAGAACAACCCACAACGAAAGAGAAAGACAUAUCAACACAGGAGAAAUUGGACACGGGUAUAUCGGCAUCUGUCAAACACGAUUUCGAUGCGCUUCGCCAAAGGGCAGCUAACAACGCACCGGCAGACGUCCAGCAGCAGGUGGGGCCCGUUCCCACUGACUCAAUGGUAGAAGAGAAAAAGGAGGUUGCUAACACGACUACUGAUACUUCGAGCGCUACUUUGAAGGUGGAGGAAGAAUCGACAGUUUCCCCAACUACGGGUGCACAAGCAGAAGCCCCAAUUGCAGUAACGGGUAGUGCAAUCAAUAAGGGCUCUGAAGCCCCUGCUUCAGGUGACGACAAGUUGCUGAAUGCGGUUGUAAAACCCUAUAUGGAUGCAGUGAUCACUGUGUUUGUAAUGCGCGCGCGAACUUCUGUAGCAGAUGCCGUGCUGACCGGAAUUGCAGUGAAGAAGUGGCUGAUAUCAUGCGCUGGUAAUCUUGAAUCUCGUGCACUAUUGAAUGCCGUGCGUCGUAUCGUUUUGCAGGCGAACGCAAAAGUUUUACACGCCACGAAAAUGGAGUGCACUGCCCUCGCGGCAUUCCUGGGCGUUUUGGUGGAUGAAAUUGUUUUGCCCUAUAGGUUGAAUCCCUGUCGUGCUGUCCCUCCUCAUGGGGAUCAGCAAAAGCAACCACCAACGACUGCAGAGGCGAACGUGCCUGCAAGAACCGAGGGUACUCAAAACAACUGGAUCCAUGAUGUGCUUCCUGCUUCAGGAAAGGAUGCUGCCGCACUUCUCCAAACACUUAUUAUGGAUACGACGCGGAACAUUGCUCGGUUUCUCGGUGAGAAUACUUCUCUCGGUGAUUGGAAGGCUUACACUCUAACUUUUCACAUGCGGCGUGUUAUUGGGCUCGUCAGGCGAAACAAGGAACUGUUCCUGGACGCUGUGAAGAAACGUCAGCAAACGCUCGGGAUAAUUCUGUCAACGGAUAGCACUCAUCCUGUCAAUCUGUUAGCAUCUGUGGAAUGUCCACUUCUAGAGAGGAUGACAGGGCCUGCGGUAAGUGCUGAGCAGUUGUUCAUGGUUUCACCAGACCCCAAAACGUCCGUGGCAGCACGAACCGAGACGCAAGGUUCAGCAGGUGUUGAUGGUCGUACUACGGGUUCAUCUAAGCGAAAACGAGAUCGUGAGAACGAUCAUGAGGCUGAUAGUAAUCACGACCACCGGCAUGGUCGCUUGCGUCGACGUGGUGGAGACCGGGCCCGCGACCGGGAUCGUUCUCGUGAGCGUGACAAUGACCGUGGGGCGGUUCGCGAUUAUGACCGUGAUCGUGAGGUCAGCCGUGGCCGUGAACGGGAUCGUGAUGCUAACCGCGACCGGGAUCGGCAUUGGGAAUGGGAUUUUGAUCGAGAUGAACAGGAUGAUGAGCAUCAUGGACAUAACCGCAGGUACCGAAGGUGGAGAAAACGUGACAGAGGCCAAUGA